Pangasianodon hypophthalmus (striped catfish) is the source of this 2522-nucleotide messenger RNA. RefSeq names its product TERF1 (TRF1)-interacting nuclear factor 2 (gene tinf2). The record is from RefSeq and is a predicted model, not a curated record. Gene Ontology annotation, molecular function: telomeric repeat DNA binding. The transcript has 10 exons. Bases 280 to 2121 code for a protein of 613 amino acids. Gene Ontology annotation, cellular component: shelterin complex. Gene Ontology annotation, biological process: telomere capping; regulation of telomere maintenance via telomere lengthening. Lineage: Eukaryota; Metazoa; Chordata; Actinopteri; Siluriformes; Pangasiidae.
AUUAAAAAUAGAGCACCGAUUGAAACGCGACCGGACGCGUGACCUUUUACCCGGAAACAGUUCCAGCGGUUAUUUGGCGCGGCGCGAAAAAGGAGCCAAAGAAACCUGCAGAAGAUUCCCGUUGUUUACAGUUGUCUUGUUCUGUUUUAAACUAAUAUAUUGACAUUUAACUCUUGUUUAUGAUCCGUUGUUAUUCGUUUAAUAUGACAGUUCGACUUCUGUCAAACUAAAACGUUAAAGUUGAUUUUAUUACAUUAGUAAAUAUUUGACAGCCGCGAAAUGAGAUCAGGAACAACACGCAAUAAAAACAACAACAACAACAACAACAACAACAACAGCAGCAGCAGCAGCAGCGAUGAACCUUUGCCCAUCGCUUCUCUUCGGCUGUUGGCCCCUCCUCUGCGACUGGUCUCCGCCGCCAUGUGGAAAGUGAUGCAGCAGCGGGAUGUGAUGCACUAUGGAAAGCUGGAGGAGUUUGUGACGUCUGUCUCGGAUACUGUACCUGGGUUGUUGAGUUAUAGACAUCAGGCCAAGCUGAGCGUGGGUCUGCGGGCACGGCUGAUCCUGGAGCAGCUCCGUGUGGCCCAGUCUUCUGAACCUGAGCUCAUUCUUGCCCAGCUAGAGAGACUGCGUGCUCCUGCCUUGCCCACCAGUAAAAGAAUGAGAAUCGAUCAGAAAGUGGAGAUGGCUGUGAAGAACUUCCACACACUUGUGCAGACUCUGCUCAACAAGCCAGCAGAAAGAGAGCAGUUCUUCAAGGAAGAGUUUGACUCUCAGUAUGGGCCUCAGUAUGACUCGGCUCUGGAGAAGCUGCUGUGGGAGUUUCUGACCAGACUGGACCAGCUGCUUCCAGUCCCAGAUCUGGCUCAGACCGUAUCGUGGCUCACUGCAGCUCCGGCUGUUCUGGAGGAGUGUGCACGCUCUGCGUCACAGCCCCAACUCCUCAGGACUCUACUGCAGCAUGAGAAAUGCCUCGGACACCUGGACUCUGCAGCAUCUGUUCCGUCCUCCACUGGGGACUCCAUCCUUUCCUCGCUAUCCCUCCCUCUCUCAGGCAAAGUGCGAGACAGCAACCUAUCAGGAUCCACUCCCACACCGAACAUGAUCCCAAGUCCCACCUCAUCAACACAAAAAUCCAAUAAGAGGCAAGCGAGAGGAACUGUGUCCCAUAUCACACCGGUUAUUGGCUCAAUAUCAACUGCAGACAUCCCACAUGAAGCUUCAACCAAUCAAAAUGUAGAAUCCAUUUCAGAAAAGGACAGCGAGGAAGUAGUUACAGAGGUUUCUAAUUACACAAGGGUCAAAUCAAGGUCAUGUCAGAAGAGUGAGAUUUUAGAGAAAGUUCCAAAUGAGGAACACUGUGUAGGGAAGGUGCUGAUUACAGUGAUCAAUCAAACACCUACACCUACGAGCAGUGAAGUCGAAGAGGAGGAUGAAUCUCAAAUCAGACCAGUGAGAAGAAGUAGUGGGAAGAGUGGUGUAAAAGAUAAACGAGGGAUGAGAAGCGGUGACAAAAUGCUGGAUUUGGGAAGGAAGAGGAAAAGAAAAGAUAGCAGCAAGACAUCUCGGAGAAAUUCCCAGGACACAAAGCCACAGGAAGAGGAAAGUCUGCAUGCUGACCUUGCUUCCUGUAUGAAACGUCAGCUUAGAGUCAUCAUCCCAAGACUGGAAAUGAAAGAUUCCACUCAAACAGUGUUGCUGAAGACCACGACCAAUGAGGAACAUAAUACAAUGUCUCCAAGACAACCUGCCAUUGAGGGCGUGUCUGCAGUGAGAAAUGUCGAUGCCGUGAACCGAAAGAGGAAGCUCAGUCUCUCAGCGACCCCUGAGAAGAACCUGACCGCCAAUAUUGAUAAGCAAGUAUAUGCUGGCUCUCCCUGCAUCCCCACACUCAUGCCUUUAAGGAUGGAAAGUUCAGACACAGUCUCUCCUGUAACUAAAUCCACAGAUGACAUUAUUGUAGAUUCAGAAGAUGAAGCCACUGAGAAAGUUAAAGGAAGGCUGUUUACAAAGCGAUACUGCAAGACAAAGAGUGACACGUAUAUUCCCACUUUACAUGAGUUCUGGACUCCGACCUUCUUCCGCCGUGACCUCCUCUCUCCAGGAAACGGGUGCAGAUGAGGUUUGGUUUAAUGACCAUUUGGCUGGAUUAUAAACAGCUUUUUACUACCCCAAUGUAGCUUUUUUUAAAUGUUGUUCAUACAUGUAGGCAUUCCCAAUGUCAUCUUGUCCUGUUUUUAUAUUUAUACAGUAGAUCAGCAUUAAUAAUUUUGCUUCAUAUUACUACUUUUUUCCAAAAUAAUUGCUGAGGCUUGUGUGAGACUAGCUAUUUUUAUGCAUGAUUUAGUAUAGUUUUUAUAUAUUUUAUCAUCAUCAUCAUGUUGGAUACUACCUAUGUAAAAAUAUUUUUUAAUAAUUAAUAAAUAUACUUUUAUGAAGUAAAGCCAGAAAGUGUUUUAUGGUGCAUUCUAUAGCUGAAAAUGAAAUGUUGUUUGUUAAAAUUCUCACAUGUAGCUCUCUUG